GGAGGUGGUGUUCCUGUCCGCCAUCUUGGAUGUACGGUGUGAUUGUUUGAGGAGCAGAAGUGACUCUUUUUGGACAAAAUCCUCCUCAUUCUGAGUUGUUGAAGAUUUACAGAAGCGGUGUGGCAGCGGAAAGGAACCGGAAGUGGGAAAACUGCAGGUCAGAGGACAUGCAGACCUCAUCCUAGUCAUCAGUCAUGGCCGAUAAAAGGAAACUUCAAGGUGAAAUAGAUCGAUGUCUGAAAAAAGUAGCAGAAGGAGUGGAGCAGUUUGAAGACAUCUGGCAAAAGCUUCACAACGCAGCCAACGCCAACCAGAAGGAGAAAUAUGAAGCAGACCUCAAAAAAGAGAUUAAAAAACUGCAGCGUCUUCGAGACCAGAUCAAGACGUGGGUAGCAUCCAAUGAAAUCAAAGACAAGAGGCAGCUAGUAGAGAACCGCAAACUGAUAGAGACGCAAAUGGAACGCUUCAAAAUAGUGGAGAGAGAAACCAAGACCAAAGCGUACUCCAAAGAAGGACUGGGCCUGGCCCAGAAGGUGGACCCGGUCCAGAAGGAGAAGGAGGAGGUGGGCACCUGGUUAACGAAUACCAUCGACACGUUGAACAUGCAGGUGGACCAGUUCGAGAGUGAAGUGGAGUCUCUGUCUGUCCAAACCAGGAAAAAGAAAGGAGACAAGGAGAAGCAGGACCGAAUCGAGGAACUGAAGAAGUUCAUCGAGAAGCAUCGGUAUCACAUCCGGAUGCUGGAGACGAUCCUGAGGAUGCUGGACAACGACUCUGUGCAGGUGGAGGCCAUCAGGAAGAUCAAGGAUGACGUGGAGUACUACGUGGACUCAUCACAGGAUCCAGACUUUGAGGAGAACGAGUUUCUGUACGACGACCUGGAUCUGGAAGACAUCCCCCAGUCUCUGGUGGCCACCUCCCCUCCAGGACACUCCCACUUGGAGGAGGAGCUCUUCCUCCACUCCAGCAGCACGCCCACCUCCACCACCUCAUCUUCACCCAUCCCCCCCUCUCCUGCCACCGGUACUACGGAGAACUCAGAAGACGACAAGAAGAGGGGACGAUCGACUGACAGUGAAUCUCCUGUGAAAAAUGGAAACCCCUCUUCCUCCUCUUCCUCCUUGUUAUCUUCCUCUUCAUCCUCUUCUUCCUCUGUCUCGGGGCUGAACUCGUCCUUACUCAUCUCCAUGGCGACCAUCACGGGGAGCGGAGGAAGCAGCGGCACUGGGACCACCGGUCACCUCAGCAGCUCAGGGAGUUUGGUGUGCACCCCCCCCCCCACCUCCAGCGGCAGCUACAGCAGCGCCCCCCCGCAGCCGCUGCACCCAUCAGCACUGCAGCAGCUACCAGCCAAACACUCAGCCAGCGCCUCUGUAGCUCCACCCACCCCCAUCCCCAGCACCUCCACCAAUAGCCACGCCCCCUCCUCUGCCUCCUCGCCCCCCAACCCCAUUCUACAGGGGCUCCUCACAUCCACCGCUCCGUCAGGAGCCCUGCCCACUUCCAACAGCCUGGGCCUCAGCCUGAGCCUGACCCUGGGCAGGAGCCUCAGCCCUGCCUCUGUGUCGGGGGGGCUGGGCUUGUCCCUGAGUACGAUGGGGGGCCUGCUGUCCGGCUCCGCCCCGGUGCCCUACGCUCAGGCAGCGGCUUCGGGUGCGGUUGGCUCUCUGGGUGGGGUCGGCACCUCGGCGGUUAUAGGCUCGGCAGGCUCCAUCGGAAGUGGGAGCAUGGCAGUGGGCGGGCCGACGUCCACGACGGCAGGUCUACUGGGCGCGGCGCCGGGGGCAGGCAGCAUGUCCUCCGGGAUUCUGGGUCUGGCGUCCAGUCAGCCGGGGCUGCAGGGUUCUGCUCUGUUAGCGCCCAGCCCUGGGGAAGGGUUGGUGCUGGGGGGGGGCAUGGGGGGGGGGGACGUCGGGGUCAUCGGCAACGGCGGAGGAGGCAGGGGAUCGGCAGGAAGUGGUGGAGCAGGAGUCAGCGGAGGAAGUUCAUCACUCUGUGUCCAUCCACCGAGUCGACCGAAGCAGAACGGAAGCACCAGUUAUAGUUCUGUGGUAGCAGACAGCACAGCAGACUCCACCCUCAGCAGUGCCAGCCAAUCACAAAGCAGCCAACCCCCCAGUCUGACCUCUACAGCCAAUCAGCUUAUGGACACUGGUCCCAGUUUACUGGGCUGCCUCAGCUUCUCCUCCUCCUCUCCUUCACCCUCCUCCUACAGCGAGGCCAAAACUGGCAACGGUGUCAGCCUGAUGAACGGACCACUAUCCUACACACAGUCCACCGACAGCAGCAAGGUCCAGGAGCCUCUGAGCAGCCUGAAGGCCAUGACCGAGCGAGCAGCACACGGUUCAGGGAGAGAGGGGGACAGCACCGCCCUGCACCUGACCCCAGACAUCUUCCCCGGCUCCACUGCCCCCCCCGCCCCCCCCUCGGCGCCUCAGCCCUCGCUGUCCGAGGUCAGCGUCCCGCCAUCGCUGGGGGUCUGCCCGUUGGGUCCAGUUCCCCUGUCCAAAGACCAGGUCUACCAGCAGGCCAUGGAGGAGGCGGCGUGGACACACAUGCCCCACCCAUCGGACUCAGAGAGGAUCAGACAGUACCUGAUGAGGAACCCCUGCCCCACCCUGCCCUUCCACCACCAGGUGCCGCCCCCCCACUCGGACUCUGUGGACUUCUACCAGAGGCUGUCCACUGAAACGCUCUUCUUCAUCUUCUACUACCUGGAGGGUACCAAGGCCCAGUAUCUGGCAGCCAAAGCCCUGAAGAAGCAGUCGUGGAGGUUUCACACCAAGUACAUGAUGUGGUUCCAGAGACACGAGGAACCCAAGACCAUCACUGACGAGUUUGAGCAGGGAACAUACAUUUACUUCGACUAUGAGAAAUGGGGCCAGAGGAAGAAGGAGGGGUUCACCUUUGAGUACCGCUACCUGGAAGACCGAGACCUGCAGUGACCUGUGGACCAGACCUGGACCAGACCUGCAGUGACCUGUGGACCAGACCUGGACCAGACCUGCAGUGACCAAAGGACCAGACCUGGACCAGACCUGCAGUGACCAAAAGACCAGACCUGGACCAGACCUGCAGUGACCAAAGGACCAGACCUGGACCAGACCUGCAGUGACCAAAAGACCAGACCUGGACCAGACCUGCAGUGACCAAAGGACCAGACCUGGACCAGACCUGCAGUGACCUCUGGACGUACGUCAGACGGAUGUUGGACGGACAUCGGUUGGACAUCAGGCGCUGAGACGGAGGAUGACGAUGCUCCAGCCUGUUUUGUGUGUGUGGGUGUGUGUGUGUGGGUGGGGGGUAGUGGGGCAUGGGGUCACUCAAACUCAUUGAAGACCCUCCUUCUGUCUGACCCCGCCCCUCCUGCUGUCUGACCCCGCCCCCUCGCCUCAGGCCUUUUCCUCUUUGAACAGACAUGGUUUGUUUGUUUCAGCUCAUAUUUAUCUGCAGGUUUUUCCACUUUGUGUUUCCUGUUAUGUUGACUUUGAAAUCCCCUUAAAUCACCCUUACCUUUAUUAACCCUGAAGAACCAAAGAUUAGCCCCUUUAAUCACAGUCCGAGCCUCAGAUCAUCUGUGACCAGUUGAACAGGUUAAAGGGUCAGUUCACCUUAAGGGUUCAAAUGGUUUGUCUUUUUAAAACCUUAAAACCAUUGGAACGAAACCAAAUAAUAACAAUUUAAAUCUGGUUUAUUUUUAGGAGUUUGAGUUUAAGGGGAAAAGUCUGACUUUAAUGAUUCCAGUUUGUGAAAGUUUAAUGUUUGUGUUUGGACCAAAUUAAAUAUUCAUUUAGAACUUCUGGAAAAACAAACAAUUCACAGAGAAAAGAGGAAAAUACUAACCCUAAGGGUUUUUAGGUUAACCCUAAGGGUUAGGGUUACGUUAACCCUAAGGGUUUUUAGGUUAGCCCUAAGGGUUAAGUUUAGGUUAGCCCUAAUGGUCAGGUUAACCUUAAGGGAUAGGUUAAGGUUAACCCUAAGGGUUAGGUUAAGGUUAAUGCUAAGGGUUAGGUUAAGGUUAAGUCUAAGGGUUGGAUUACGGUUAACCCUAAGGGUUAGGUUAAGGUUAACCCUAAGGGUUAGGUUAAGGUUAACCCUAAGGGUUAGGUUAAGGUUAAUGCUAAGGGUUGGAUUAAGGUUAACCCUAAGGGUUAGGUUAAAGUUAAUGCUAAGGGUUGGAUUAAGGUUAAUUCUAGAGUUUAGGUUAAGGUUAACCUUAACUUAUUCCCAGUUCUGACAUAUUUUAUUUUUCUUGGUCAAAGAUUUUUUUUUACUGUUUGAACAUUUUUCACCAAAAACAGAAAAAACCUUUAAACUGAAGUGAACUGAACCUUUAACCUUUAAUGCUGGAGUCAACAGAAAAAAACUACAUCUGCACCUGCUGCUUCUGCUUCUUCUUGUCUUUUCUGGUUUGGUGUUGUUUUGGCCCCUCCCUCCUCAUGUCAGGUCCACAUUUCCUUUUGUUUCUCAGGAACUAUAUUUGAUCAUUUUCAGAGGAAGUGUUUCUGCAGCAGCUGCACCGACACCAGCGCUCAUCUGAGUCUGGAAAUAAACGCUGUCAGCGCCUUCAGUUCCACCAGGACCUGGACCAGCCAGGACCUGGACCAACCAGGACUCCUACCAUGAGGGACCGCCGGUCCAUCCUAAAGGGACAACCCUUUUUCUCCACACUCUAACUCUUGGAACCUGUCCUUGGGUUUUCUUUGUAAUUUUUCAUCUGGAAUAAAGACACUUUCAAAGUGACGCUGAAAAAGUCAAUAAUGACAGAACCGUGAAUAAAAGAUUGUAAAAUAUUAAUUAAAGAAUUACUUUUCAGAAAACAAUGCUUGUUGUGUGAUUUGUGAGCGUUGGC
Molecule: messenger RNA, 4852 nt
Organism: Sphaeramia orbicularis (orbiculate cardinalfish)
Lineage: Eukaryota; Metazoa; Chordata; Actinopteri; Kurtiformes; Apogonidae
Product: CCR4-NOT transcription complex subunit 3-like
Biological process (GO): regulation of DNA-templated transcription
Cellular component (GO): CCR4-NOT core complex; nucleus
Source: RefSeq, a predicted model, not a curated record